UACAAUAGAACUUUAAAUUCAAGUAAGAAAAAACUCACAAGCCAUAUUCCAUAACCUCUUUGCAAUUCAACAGUUAAUCCGAUCCAUGAAUCAAUCGCACAUGAAGCCCCAAAAAUCAAUUAGCAAUAUUCAUGAUUUAAAUCGAAUCAAGGGUUUGUGUAAGAGUGUGUGUGUGUGAGAGUGUGAGAGAAUGUGGAGGAAACAAGGUACACCUAUAAUUGUAAAUCAAAUACCAUGAAUGGUGGGAUUUCUUUGUUUCUAGUGUCGUGUGCGUGGCUCAUUUGAAGGCCGUGUAGCCUGCACAAAUCGGCUUUACAAACCAAAGCAACAGCUGCGUUACACCAUAAGCAGCUGUGUUACACCAUCCUUACACUCUUUUUAUAUAGGUAAUAGGUAUAAAAUUUACACUGUCACGUAAAACUUUUUAUCUAAUUGGUUAGAUUAAAUUCAUACCAAAUAUAUAUAUAUAUAUAUAUAGAUUAUAGAAGAAUUGAUGAUUGUAAGGAAAAAUAAGUUGGAUUCCUAGGGUAUUAUCAGAAAAGAUAAUAACUGAAAAAAUAUGUUAAGAAAUUUAUCUCGAAAAGUGAAGUGUUUUGAUUCAAUUUUUGUACAAUGAGAUCUACACUUAAUCUGAAUUACACUAGACUUUUUUUUUAGAUUAAUUUUUUAAGUCGAUAACAUUGUUAUUAUAUUAUUAAUAAUAAUUAAAAAAAAGAUGCUUAUAAGCUUAGUUGUGUGUGCAGUCUUUUGAGGAUGCAUGGAAGGCUACGUGCUCGGCAAGGGAAGUUUCAGGUUUUAGUCCAACCAUGCACAUUCCUGAUAGCUAUAAGUUCUUGCUACAACCUAUAAUCUUUAGUGGCCCUUGCAAUUCCGAAGCCGUUAACGUCAUGGUAAUUACAAUUUUAGAUUCAUAAAUUUUCUCGUAUCAUAUGUCAUCAUUAUAGGUCAAAUUAUUUUAUGCGUCUCAAAUAUUUUAUUAAAAUUUUUGUACAACUAGAAUCAUUAGUACAAAUAAUUUGAAAUAUUUACUUUCCUAUUGUGGGCUUAUACUGGCCCAAUAAUAACACGGUACAAUCUUUCUUUUAACUAGAAAUAAGUUAUCCUAUCAUACAUUUCAAUAUUUUUAUUUUUCUCUUAUUUAUUUAUUUUUAAUAUAUUGUUAUUGAAUUGUUAAAUUGAUAUGGUUUAUUAUAGAUAGGUGGAAACCUAACAGCACCAAGUCAUCCUUCAAAAUGGAAGUGCAACGGAAGUAACUGCCGUCAAUGGAUAGGAUUUACUGAGAUCAAUGGUCUCUACAUUUAUGGCUCUCGUACUAUUAAUGCCCAGGGUACCAAAUGGUGGGGUUCCUCCAAUGUAAAUCACACUAGAAAGGCAAGAAGCCUCCUCUCUCACUUCAUUUAAUUAUUUUUAAAAUAAUUAUCACUGUCACACCAUUUUAAUUUAAAUUUUUUGUACAAAAUAAAUAUUUUUUUUGGCUUUACUAAUAUAAGUUUAUUUUCUUCUUUUCAGUACCAUGGGUCAAAACCAACAGUGAGUGACACUAGAUCCUUUGUUUUUAAAUUAUUUUUUUCCUAUGUUUACAUUGUAAGUACUACAUAAUGUUUCGAAAUAAUAUUUUUGAAAACAUUUAAUAAUUUUUCAUGUUUUUACAGGGGUUCGUAAUAGCACAUUCCAACCAUGUGCAUAUAAGUGACCUAACCUUCAUAGUCAGCCCUCAAAUGCAUAUGGCGUUGGAAAGGUCGACAUGGGUAUAUGUUUAUAAUCUCACCAUCACUGCCCCCGGCGAUAGCCCAAAUACUGAUGGCAUACACAUUCAACAUUCCACACAUGUCUUCAUAAGCCAAACUCACAUUGGGACUGGUGAUGAUUGUAUUUCCAUCGGAGAUGGUUCAUCAUAUCUCAACAUUAGCAUGAUCACAUGUGGACCAGGUCUGGCAUAAGGUAACAGGAAAGACCUUUUUACAAUUCCCUGCUUAAGCUGGAGUAGUUUUAGGAUGGGUGACCCACUGGGAAGAACAAAUCUGUGCGGGUGUGGCCCAAAGCAGACAAUAUCGAUGACGUAUAAAGGGUCGGGGCGUUACAAAUGGUAUCAGAGCCGACUCUCCGGAGUAC
Messenger RNA from Camellia sinensis, 2112 nucleotides. The record is from RefSeq and is a predicted model, not a curated record. Lineage: Eukaryota; Viridiplantae; Streptophyta; Magnoliopsida; Ericales; Theaceae.